Messenger RNA from Bursaphelenchus xylophilus (pine wood nematode), 1809 nucleotides. Lineage: Eukaryota; Metazoa; Nematoda; Chromadorea; Rhabditida; Aphelenchoididae. The record is from the annotation of a GenBank genome assembly.
AUGCAAAAACGAAGAAAUGCGGCCAAGAAACAGCUGCGGAUCGCGUAAGUUAUGGAAAAGGUAGCUAAAAUCUUUAAAUAAUUUCAGGCUUGUCUCUGAUUUCUUUUGCCCGAACACAGGAGGUGUGGAAACACAUUUGUACCAUCUUGGAGGAUGUUUGUUGAAAAAAGGACAUCAUGUUAUAGUACUGACUCACGUUUACGGUGAUCGAAAAGGCAUUAUUUACCUUUCCAAUGGUCUCAAAGUACGUGUUAACUCAUUUUUUGUUUUGUUUUUAGGGAUAUCAACGGUGGUUUUGGUUUAUAACCAAAAAUUAAUAUUACCCUUGAUGAUCCUUGACGUUUUUCGUCUCAAAUAUAUUUUUAGGUAUAUCACAUUCCUUUCUUCCCUCCAAAAUCAAUGUACAUAUUGCCCUCAGUGUGGGGAUCUUGUUAUUUUUACCGGGAAAUCCUCAAAUUGGAACGUAUCGAUAUUAUCCAUGGUCAUUCCGCAUUUUCCCCGAUGGCUCAUGAAGCGAUGUUGCAUGGCUGGUGUAUGGGGUUGAACACCGUCUUCACUGAUCACUCUUUGUUUGGAUUCUCAGAUAUCUCGGCUAUUCUCAUCAAUCGAUUGCUUUUACGAUACUCACUGCCUAAUAUUGACCGGUCGAUCUGUGUUUCCCGAAUUUGGUAAGUGAUUUUGAUUUUUUAUUGGAAUUUAGGGUGCCUACAUGAAGACUGUAUGUUUGUUGAGCUAAUAGGGAAUGUUUCAGCAAGGAAAACAUCGUCCUGCGAGGUGGUUUGGAUCGAGAUAAAGUGUCAGUUAUACCUAAUGCAAUUGACGCCUCUCGAUUCCUACCGGCGGAUCGUCCCAAAGCGGGCCCUCUUACAAUAAUCAUCGUCUCUCGACUAGUCUAUAGGAAAGGAGCUGAUCUUCUAGUUAAGGUAUGGCAAGCGGAGACGUCAAUAUUUAUAUUAUCCAUGAUAUAAAAUCAUUUAUUUUUUAGGUAAUCCCUCGAAUAUGCCAACUGCACCCAGAUAUUCGAAUAAUAAUUGGUGGAGACGGUCCAAAAAGAGUAGACCUAGAAGAGAUGAGAGAAAUCUACAGUCUGGAAGACCGAGUGGAAAUGAGAGGAAUGCUCCCUCACAAUAAAGUCCGAGAUGUCCUCAUUGAAGGCGAUAUCUUCCUGAACUGCAGUCUCACUGAAGCCUUUUGUGUUGCUAUCGUCGAGGCAGCCAGCUGCGGACUUCACGUUGUCUCAACAGCUGUUGGUAAGCAAUUUAGACUUAUAUUGUACUAGAUCUUUAGGUGGAGUCCCAGAAGUCUUACCGCCGGAAUACAUAACGUUGGCCAAGCCUGAUAUUGACGACAUAGUCCAAGCUUUAUCAUCAGCGAUUGAAAAGAAGAAACGAAAUGAAUUCCUGGAUAGACACACAUUACACAAGCAGAUCAAACAGAUGUAUAGAUGGGAAGAUGUAGCCAAAAGAACGGAGAAAGUGUAUACUCAGACAAUAUCAGAGGAUAAAGUGAGGAUUGGAGAGAGGCUUAAAAGGUAAGAAGUAGUUUUUUUAGAUUCCACUAGACAAAAUUAAUGACUUAUGAAAAAUGGAAGGUGUAAUGAGCAAAUUUAAGGUACUUUAGACACGAUUCGGUAUUUGGAAUGGUCUGGCUGUUCGUUGUAACAAUAAAUAUUCUCAUCUGUCGAUUUCUUGAUCUCAUGGAUAACCUCAAAGUAAGUCCCAAAUUAGAUCUAAAUAAUAUAUAGAACUUGAUACAAUCGAAAUACUCGUAUUUUAGACCACAAAUCGCAAGAAGAAGAAACGGAAAUGA